UAGAUUUACACGUCAUCAUUUAUAUCCACCUAUCAUUUGGAUCCUACUCUCAGAUAGAGUAUCAGCUCCAAAACGACCAUGAAUUCCACUGAACUGAAACCACAAGCUUCCUGAAAUUGAACAAGCGAAGGGGAAAAAAAAUGUCACUGUGCUUCUCCUCCAUUGUAUUCAGUCUUCAUUCAGCAAAGAACCAAAGCUUCUUAACACGUUUCUCUUCCCAGUUCACCAACCAAGCUAAGGUAAGCUCUGUUCCUUAUGGUUCCCCAUCUUCUUCUUUAAACUUAUCUGAAAUUUUCAAGUUUAGCAAAGAAAGAACAAAACCCAUUUCAGCUUCAGCGACGCCAACUGCUGAAACCGCCUCUCCACCUUCAUUCAGAGGCAAAAACCCAAAAGAUAUCAACAUUUUGGUGGUGGGUGCAACUGGGUACAUUGGAAAAUUUGUGGUUAAGGAGUUAGUUAAUAGAGAGUUCAAUGUUAUAGCCGUUGCUAGGGAGAAGAGUGGAAUUAGAGGUAAGGUUAGCAAGGAUGAGACUUUGAAUCAGUUGAAAGGAGCCAAUGUGUGCUUUUCAGAUGUUACCCAUUUGGAUACUUUGGAGAAAUCUUUGGAAAACUUUGGGGUUUCAAUUGAUGUUGUUGUUUCAUGCCUUGCUAGCCGUUCUGGUGGUGUAAAGGACUCUUGGAAGAUAGACUAUGAGGCAACAAAGAAUAGUCUUGUUGCCGGUAGGAGACGUGGGGCUUCACAUUUUGUAUUGCUUUCUGCAAUUUGUGUGCAGAAGCCCCUUCUUGAGUUCCAGCGUGCAAAGCUGAAAUUCGAGUCCGAGUUGAUCAGAGAAGCUGAAGAGGACAAUGGGUUCACUUACAGUAUUGUGAGGCCAACUGCAUUCUUUAAGAGCUUGGGUGGCCAGGUUGAGUUGGUGAAAGAUGGAAAGCCUUAUGUGAUGUUUGGGGAUGGAAAGUUGUGUGCUUGCAAGCCAAUUAGUGAGGCGGAUUUGGCUUCGUUUAUUUCGGAUUGUGCGUUGAGUGAAAACAAAAUUAACCAGGUUUUGCCUAUUGGCGGACCCGGGAAGGCCUUGACACCAUUGGAGCAGGGGGAGUUGCUGUUUAGACUUGUGGGGAGGGAACCCAAGUUCUUGAAAGUGCCCAUCGAAAUAAUGGACUUCGCUAUCGGGGUUCUCGAUUUCCUCGUAAAGAUCUUUCCUUCAAUGGAAGAUACUGCUGAAUUUGGGAAGAUUGGGAGGUAUUAUGCAGCUGAGAGUAUGUUGGUUUUGGAUCCUGAGACUGGAGAAUAUAAUGCUGAGAAAACACCAAGCUAUGGUAAAGACACAUUGGAAGAAUUCUUUGAGACUGUGCUGAGGGAGGGAAUGGCUGGACAGGAAUUAGGGGAACAGACAAUUUUCUAAGAAGUUGGGCUAUGGUAACAAGUUUGUACAUUCACUUCCUCAAUUGGUUCAACCAGUUUUGUACUAUAGUCUGCUUUAAGGUAUGCAGUUUCUUAUCAGUACACCAACUGUAUUCUGUAUGAGUGACAAGCCAGUGAUUAUGAUCAUUGCUGUAAGAUGCUUUACUGAUUCUUCAAUUACAUCAUCAUAAUUCAUAUCAUCAAAUUGUUUAUUUAAGCCCAUAAUGUAAUCACUUGUUAGAUUUUAAUGUCUUGCAAGUUGCAACCUGUAAUUAGUCAGGUUGGGUACUAGAUAUACUUUUCAUUUAUUUU
Molecule: messenger RNA, 1711 nt
Organism: Prunus persica (peach)
Lineage: Eukaryota; Viridiplantae; Streptophyta; Magnoliopsida; Rosales; Rosaceae
Product: divinyl chlorophyllide a 8-vinyl-reductase, chloroplastic
Exons: 1
Coding region: 141-1400 (419 amino acids)
Molecular function (GO): oxidoreductase activity
Source: RefSeq, a predicted model, not a curated record